Messenger RNA from Cryptotermes secundus, 6303 nucleotides. It is a transcript of the gene Cap-D2, whose product is annotated as condensin complex subunit 1. The transcript is spliced from 28 exons. The coding region runs from base 535 to 5121 and encodes 1528 amino acids. The record is from RefSeq and is a predicted model, not a curated record. Gene Ontology annotation, cellular component: condensed chromosome, centromeric region; nucleus. Gene Ontology annotation, molecular function: histone binding. Lineage: Eukaryota; Metazoa; Arthropoda; Insecta; Blattodea; Kalotermitidae. Gene Ontology annotation, biological process: mitotic cell cycle; mitotic chromosome condensation; meiotic chromosome condensation.
AGCCUCAAUGUCUUACAACCCUAUACGCCUCCACGGCCUAGUACUUAUAGUACUUUACAUAAAUUUCAAGGCGUCUAAGCUCGUCUAAGCUAAUCUAAACCUAAGUUCAGAAAACAUUUUUGUUCAUCUCUGAUUUUAAAUUGUGGUUACAAAAUGCCAGGUAUUAACCAGUAGUAACCACUUUGAAGAUGCUUGAAAGCACCUGAAAAGGCGGGCGUUAGUGAGAAAAUGUUUGGGUUUUUGACUGACAGCAACUGUGUUAUGAUACGUAAAACAACCUCACAUAAACUAUAACCAAUAAAGCACUUUAUGUUCGGUAUGGUAACAAAAUCUGAAACAGAGUGAACACUGUAUAUAUGGAGUUUGUGUUGUGUUUGUGCUUCAUGGACACGCAGCGUCUCAUAGCAUUUGGAACUGUUGUUCAUAGAAAUGGUGCUUGAACGUAUAUAGAACGUUUGCAUGUAGUGACUGUGGUACUGUGUAUUGUCAACCGAACUUCAUUUUUUUUCGAAUUUAGAUUAAUUAUAACCUAAAAUGGCAGAUGUUGAAUUUGUGAUUCCAACGAAUAAGGAUGAACUACUACAAGGGGAGCCAGGCCAGUAUUCUGUCAGAAAUGUCUGCAGCCUUCCAGAGUUAUCAGAUAAACUUUCAGAUUGCAAAAAUUCCAUUAGCGAAGUAGGCACCGACUUCAUUCUGGACCAUUUUGAUUCUCUUUUCUCGGUGCUAGUACACUUCAAACAAGCUGACUUAUCUACACUGUCAAAAGGAUGGAAUGUCAUUAUGAAAGGAUAUGGUGUGCUGCAGAGCAGUUUGGCUCUGCUGCUGGAAGAGGGUGACUUGAAUUCUGAGCUGCGAUUUAGAACUGUGAAUAUUACAAAGAUGGCAACUUACAUUUUAACACAAAUGAUGCGAGCCUUUGAAGAAAAACUGACUCAAAAAUCAAGCAAUGGAAUACUGAUUGAUUCUGGAAAAGGCCGCAAAAAGAGUAGCAAGAAAGUGGAAUAUGAAGAUUUUAACUGGGAAGCAAAAAGUCACAGUGCCCUGGUCCUUCUAUAUCAUCUUUUGCAGCUUCCAUUGAACAAAUUGUGGGAACCUCCUAUAGCUGAGGAAGAAUUUAUCAAUCUUAUUGCUGAUUGCUGUUAUAAAGUCCUAGAAGAUCCUGGUAUUUCUGCAGUCAAGAUGAAGUACAUGCGGGAAACAAUAUUUCAAGUGCUGGGAACGCUGAUCAAACGCUACAAUCACGGCCUGAGCUGCAGUAUCAAGAUAGUUCAUUUGUUGAAACUGUAUGAACAUUUGGUGAGUCCGUUAGCUCAAGGUGUUGUGCAGCUUGUUCAAGAAUUUGGUUGCCAGACUAUUGUUCGUGAGGUAGUACGUGAGAUUAGUGAGACAGACAGUUCUGAUCUCAUGCAAAAUACAUCUGGUACAAGAGCAUAUUCGCAGUUCCUCGUGGAAGUUGCUGAGAGACUUCCAGAGCUUAUAAUGCCUGCUAUCAAUGCCCUCACUGUACAUCUUGAAGGAGAGUCUCCAGUGAUGAGAAUGUGUGUCUUAGGAAUAAUGGGAGAAAUUGUGCUACGUAUGCUGAGUGUAGAGAAUUUAGAUGAGAGUUCCCGUGAUAUGCGAGAUCAAUUCCUCGAUCAUCUUGAGGAUCAUUUACAUGACGUGAACGCAUUUGUGCGGGUGAAGGUUCUUCAAAUAUGGCAGCGUCUCUGCCAAGAGAAAUCUAUUCCUUUAUCACGCCAGGGUCAAGUGUUGAAACUGGUUGUAGGUCGCCUUCAUGACAGAAGUUGCAAUGUCAAGAAAAAUGCCAUGCAUUUGGUGACUGCAUUUCUUGAAGGGAAUCCAUUUGCAGCCAAGUUGAGUCUAGAGGAGCUUCAGUCACAGUUGGAGGCAGAGAUGAAGACCCUAGAAAAACUUCAAGGAGAGAAUGUCAUUGAGAUGGAGAGGAGGAAGCGUGUCACUGAACAUGAAAGACAACAGGCAUGGCUUGAACAUGAACCAGAAGUUGCUAAACUUAUUGAAGAUAUCUUACAAACAGGUUCGACAGAGGAUGAGCCAGCUACCCAGGUACUGACACAAAAUUCUCUCACUGAAUCGUUAGAAGAAAUCCGUGUGAAGCUUGGCCAAAAGCAGUACUUGGAAGCUUAUUAUCUUUUACGAAAUGCAGAGAAACAGUUCCCUGGUGCUCAGGAACUUAGGUGUGACAUGAAUAUGGAAAGCCAGGUUGUUUACUUCCUGAAUCUCCUCCAUAAGAUAUUUGUGGAAUGCAACUCUUCGGGAGAAAGUUCUUUGCAGAACAGCCAGAGUGAGGUAGGGUCUGGUUCUGCUUCUCAGGAGAUUGGGGUUGUGUCUCAAUCUGCAGUGGACAGCACUGUGGAAUCCCAGCAGGCAGUUGUGCAGUAUCUCAGAGAUACCGUAAUAUUUGUGGAGCUUGUAUCAAGUGCUCUUCCCGUGAUCUGUCAGCUGCUUCAUUCUCGGCAAGUAACUGAUAUUAUAGAGGCAAUAGAGUUCUUCACAUCUGCGUAUCAAUUUGGUCUGGCUGGUGCUAUAGUUGGAAUUCAACAAAUGUUGGUCCUCAUGUGGUCACGUGAUCAGGCUGUCAGGGAUGCAGUAGCUCUCUCAUAUAAAAAGUUAUAUCUUACCACAGAAAGUACUACACCAAGGGCUCAUGCUGUUCAAGUUGUGAAAAAUUUGAGUGGAUUGUUAAAAAUUGUGAAUGUGGGGCAACAUGCUGCAUUCGAGGAACUUGUCAAGAACUGGGUUAAGAAUGGUUCUAUAGAUAAAGCCUGCAUACAGGUGAUGUGGGAGCGGUUUUCACUUAACAUUCCUGAUACAUCAGAAGAGGAUAGUCUGGCAGCCCUGAUAUUGUUAGGAAUGGUGGCAAGAGCUGAGGUGCAGACUGUGUCAAGCAAUAUCCCUGUGUUAGUUAGCAUUGGGCUUGGAGAAAGAGGGAUGAGGAAUUAUAGACUUGUGAAAGAAGCGUGUCAAGUUCUGCUGAAACUGGUGGUACAGAAACCACCAGUGAACUCACCAGUUCCUUCACUUAGAUUUCCAAAGGAUCAUGAUAUCUUCACGAGCAUUAUUAAAAUCUUGAAGUCUGGAUUCUGGAAAGUGGAUGAAAAUUAUUACAUACCAAUGUCUUCUGAAGCCAUAGGUGUUAUAUAUCAGCUGGCAGAGCAACCUGAUGUCAUCUGUCAGGAAUUAUUAAAAGAUCUUCUUAAUCAGGUGAAGCAUGGAAGACCACCUGAAAUUCUAGGAAAUAACGAAAUAUUUGAUGGUUUGCAAGGGGAACAUAAAGACACUUGUUCCGAGCCUAACACACACGUUUCUGCUGAGUGCUCUUUUGAAGUUCUGUCUCGCUUCAUGUUCAUGAUUGGUCACAUAGCACUUCGUCAAAUGUUGUAUCUUGAUGUGGCUGUUUUUUGUGAGCUUAAACGCCGUAAUAUGCUUCGUGAAGAAAGAGAUGAGGCUCUGAAUACCAAAAGCAAAAAGAAAAAGAAACAACAAAGUAGUAGAAAUAAUUCAUUGCAAAAUACAUCUUAUGUGUCCAUGAGUGCAUCUGAAACUCCUAGGAGCAGGCAGGAGCCUUCAGAUGGAGAUGAUGAGAUGGGAGUUGUAGGAGCUGUUGCUGAUGACCAGGAAGCAGAAUACAUACGUAAUAUUUGUGAGAAUGAUAUUGUGACUGGUGAAAGCCUUCUUGCUGCUCUUAGUCCUUUGGUAGUGACAAUAUGUUCCAAUCCCAACAAAUAUAAAAACAUGAAGCUCCAAACUGCAGCAACCCUUACACUGGCAAAAAUGAUGAUGGUAUCUUCAAAUUUCUGUGAGAAUCAUCUCCAGCUUUUAGUAACAGUGCUGGAAAAGGCGACAGAACCUGUUACCAGAUGCAAUCUUAUUGUGGCACUUGGAGAUCUGUCCUACAGAUUUCCCAACAUCAUUGAGCCUUGGACACCCCACAUAUAUGGCAGGUUGCAAGACUCAUCAUCUGAAGUCCGCCAAGGCACAAUGUUGGUACUCACAAAUCUAAUUAUGAAUGAUAUGGUAAAGGUCAAGGGUCAGAUUUCAGAAAUGGCACUCUGCAUUGUUGACACAGAGAAGAAGAUAGCAGAUAUGGCAUGCAUGUUCUUCAUGGAACUUUCCCAGAAAGGCAAUACUCUAUAUAAUGUGAUGCCUGACAUUAUCUCAAGACUGUCCACUCCGGAUUUAAAACUUGAGGAGGAAAAGUUUAAAACAAUAAUGAAGUUCAUCAUGGGUUUGAUACAGAAAGAUCGACAAAUGGAGUCCCUUGUUGAAAAGCUCUGUUUGCGUUUCCGAAUGUCACAGAGUGAGAGGCAGUGGAGUGACUUGGCAUUCUGUCUUUCACUGUUACAAUACUCAGAACGCAGUUUGCGACGGCUAAGUGAAAAUCUGCCCUGCUAUGCUGACAAGUUACAUUCACCAAAAGUGUAUGAGACUUUCUGUUCCAUACUGGCUGGUAUUAGCAAGACAACUAAACCCGAGCUGAAGGCUGCAGUGGAUGAACUAGAGGCCAAGAUUAAAGAAUGCAGUAAUAAAGGUGCAGAUGAUGUUUUGGUGUCACAGAAAGCUACUGCUGCAGCUGGGCGAAGAAGAACAACAGCCAAUACACCAGCAGGUAACAGGAUUGGCUCUACUACACACAGACAGGUUUCACGUUCCACGGUCCGGCGUGAUAGGCGGCGGCAUCUGUCUUCUGACUCAGAGGACUCAGACAUAUCAGAUGGUGAAAAUGCCAAUAAAGAGAAUCGUGGUAGCAAGGGCCAGAGCCAGCAGCAGAUUCGCACCAGCUCAAGACUUAGGUCAGCAAGGAAGCCUGUGCCACCUCCACAUCCUGUUUUAGAUUCUGAUGACUCUGAUGAAGAGAUUUUUGUGAAGCCCAAGACACCAAUUAAGAAAGUUACUGGUGUGGACCAUUUAGCAGAUGAUGCAGAAAGCUCAGAUGAAGAUGUUGCAGAGAAUGCUUUGGCUUCACCUGACCGUAAAAGAAUUUGUAGUAGCAGAGACAACAAGAAAAUAUCAGUCACCUGCACACCUAAACCAAGGAGUACACCACGACCAAAGCACACCAUAACAACAAGCGCAAGCAGAUCUAAAACAAAGAAUAAAUAAUAUUUGUAAUUUAUAUUAAUUGUUCUUAAUUUUUACAGUCAUAUCCAUAUUAUUCUUUAAUUAAGAUAAAAUUAGAUUCUCAAAGGUUCUGACGAUAGUAUAUAACACUUGGAAUUACUGGGUUUUUGGACAUUGUCUGUUGUUUGGUAUUCAGAAAACAAUAGAGAACACAACACUUCAGAAACUGGGUGUGUCUCCGCCCCCCUCCUCACCCGAGGACAAAAAUAGAUCCAGUUUCUGAAACGUGUUCUCCAGUGUUCUUAGAAUACUAGAUGGCACACAAAGUCCAAAAAACCCAGGAAUCCUAAGUUAGAAUUAACCCUUACCAUGGAAAGAAUAACAAGUUAUACUAAAGUAUAAGGUAUUUACUGAUAUUAUUUAUCACUUUGUUUAAUAUGCAUGAUGAUGUGUCGUUCAGUAUUUUUUAAUUUUUGUGAAUUCAAAAUUUUAAAAACUUUUUAAUUUCUCCUAGAACAGGUUAAAGAAAUUCUUCCUCCACAUCAGUUUCUUUGUCUUUUAUCUUCAUAAUUCAUCAGAUUAGUUUUGUUAAUAUCAAUAUCAAAACAGUUCCUUCAAAAUGAAUAAUGUAAAAUACAAAAUGAACUGGUGAUUAAUAUGUAUUAUGAAUAUAUUAUGCAUAGGAACCUACCAAAUGCUAGUGAUAUGCUAUACACACAUGAUGCUUAUAAAAUAGCAUACUUUAAAAAGCUACUGCUGUUAAGCUUCUUCUUGGCUGUGGAAUUGCUUAAAAUAAAAUUCUUUACAAUGUGAGCCAGAAGUCCAUUUCACUAGGAAGAUAUAUAUAUUUUUAAAAGAAUUUGUGUGGGUGAAUACGGUAUAUUCCUUGUGCUUGCUUAACAAGAAAUGGGAAUGCUUUACACAUUCAUAUACAUACCUUGUUUGUGGAAGUUACAUGACAGUUCACUUAGAUGUUCAUAAUAUAUCAUUUCCCUUUAUUCCUUAUGGAUAAGAAUUUACAUUAGUUUUUAGCAGUUCAACAUGAAAUCUUUGAAUCAGUUGUGUUAAAUAUUGAUUUCAUGUGCCAUUGUUACUGUAGGAGUAAUUAGCUCUAAUUAGGAGAGAUGAAAUGACUUUCCAUCUGGAAAUUCUACAUCUGAAGAAAGCAGUCUUCUGGGAUUUGGCACCAUGGCAAGUGAAGAGACCAUGAGAACCGGUAAAAGA